CUACACCUUACACUAUUAUACCGGUGAUUCCUAUAUUUGACAAGGUUGAAUACUCCCGGUGAGGUCAUACAAAAGAUUCCAUACGGAGACAAGCAUACACACCACCCACCCCACCUUCCACACUAAUUCAUAAUGAGAGUAUAUCAAUGUCAUUUCUGUUCGUCCCCAGUAUAUCCAUUACACGGGAUCAUGUUUGUUAGAAACGAUGCCAAAGAGUUCCGUUUCUGCCGUUCCAAGUGCCACAAGUCAUUCAAGCAACGUCGUAACCCACGUAAAUUGAGAUGGACCAAGGCCUUCAGAAAGGCUGCUGGUAAAGAACUUGUGGUUGAUUCUACAUUGACUUUUGCUUCUAGAAGAAACGUUCCAGUAAGAUACAACCGUGACUUGGUCGCCACCACCUUGAAGGCUAUGGGCAGAGUUGAGGAAAUCAGACAGAAGAGAGAGAGAGCCUUCUACAAGAACAGAAUGAGAGGCAACACCGAGAAGAAGUUAGCUGCUGACAGAAAGUUGGUCGAACAAAACCCAGAAUUGUUGAGAAUGAGAGAGGUCGAGUUGAGAUUGAAGGCCGAAAGAAAGGCUGCCAGAGAAGCUGCUAUGGAAGAAGACCAAGAAGCUGAAAUUGCAUCUGAAGACAUGAUGAGUGAAGACGAAGAAAUGGAAAGUGAAUCUGAAUCCGAGUCUGAAGCAGUCAAGCAAAAGGUGUUGUUGAAGAACAAGAGAAAGGUCAGAGCUUAACCAGUCCGAGUGUUGGCCAAACUUUAUUUCGGUUAAUUCCUAAUAUUUUACUGUACUUUUACGGGUUUAUCCUUUUAUAUUGAAU
This is a messenger RNA of Suhomyces tanzawaensis NRRL Y-17324, 820 nucleotides long. It is a transcript of the gene RLP24, whose product is annotated as ATPase-activating ribosome biosynthesis protein. Bases 133 to 735 code for a protein of 200 amino acids. The record is from RefSeq and is a predicted model, not a curated record. Gene Ontology annotation, biological process: ribosomal large subunit biogenesis. The transcript has a single exon. Lineage: Eukaryota; Fungi; Ascomycota; Pichiomycetes; Serinales; Debaryomycetaceae. Gene Ontology annotation, cellular component: nucleolus.